AUGGUCAUGCUCGAGACAGUGCCGAAGAAACUGCACCUGCCCUGGCCGAAGUACAAGACUGGCGUGGCUGCUCAAGCCAAACUGCAGUUAGAGAAGAAGCUAAUGAAAGAUGACAACUAUGACGAGCUUAAGGAGAAGAAGCUGUCUGAAGAGUGCCAUCUCAAACAGCUGAAUAAGGACAAGGCGGCCGCCCUACCUUGCCCUACUGGGAGCUCUGCCCCUGUUUUCUCGCUGCGCCGCACGCACACCGCUGACCGGCUAGCAGCACCACAUUGUCGACCACGAGCUCCUCCCUGCAGCGCUGCGUUGCUGGUCCUCCGCUACGCGUGCGUGCCUCGCUGCUCCUCCUCUGCUCCACGUGCAUGCCUUGCUGGGCCGCGCGCGCACCGCUGGCCGACUAGCAGUACCACGCCGUCAGCCACGAGCUCCUCCCUCUUCGCUGCUGGUCCUCCGCUGCACCGCUGCUCCUUCGCUGCAUCGCUGCUCCUCGCGGCCAUGCCGCCGAGCUCGUCGUUGUCCUUGACGGCUCAACCUCCUCCCUGCGCCACCGCGCCGCCGGCUGCUGUGACGGUGAGCUCCUCUACUCCCCAGACAAGCUCGUUGUCCUCCCCGAACGAGCUCGCCGUCCUCGUCCCGGAACUGAUACCUCAAGAAGGCACUGCAGUUUAA
Lolium perenne is the source of this 669-nucleotide messenger RNA. The record is from RefSeq and is a predicted model, not a curated record. Lineage: Eukaryota; Viridiplantae; Streptophyta; Magnoliopsida; Poales; Poaceae.